Phyllostomus discolor (pale spear-nosed bat) is the source of this 936-nucleotide messenger RNA. Its product is annotated as olfactory receptor 51A7-like. The record is from RefSeq and is a predicted model, not a curated record. Gene Ontology annotation, biological process: G protein-coupled receptor signaling pathway. Bases 1 to 936 code for a protein of 311 amino acids. Gene Ontology annotation, cellular component: membrane. The transcript has a single exon. Gene Ontology annotation, molecular function: G protein-coupled receptor activity; olfactory receptor activity. Lineage: Eukaryota; Metazoa; Chordata; Mammalia; Chiroptera; Phyllostomidae.
AUGCAUAUCUUCAACACCUCUGAAAUUUCUACCUUCUUCCUGAUUGGAAUCCCCGGGAUGGAGCCUGCCAACAUUUGGAUCUCCAUCUCCAUUUGCCUCAUUUACCUUGUUGCCAUCCUGGGGAACUGUACCAUCUUAUUUUUCAUAAAAACAGAGACUUCUCUUCAUGAACCCAUGUACUAUUUUCUCUCCAUGCUGGCUGUCUCUGACCUUGGGUUGUCUCUCUCCUCUCUGCCUACCAUGCUAAGGAUAUUCUUGUUCAACGCUCCAGGAAUUUCCCUAGAUGCUUGUAUUGCCCAAGAGUUUUUCAUUCAUGGAUUCUCAGCUAUGGAAUCAUCAGUACUUCUCAUCAUGUCCUUUGAUCGCUUUAUUGCCAUUUGCAAUCCUCUGAGAUAUACCUCCAUUCUGACCAAUGCCAGAAUCACCAAAAUCGGGGUUGCUUUUUCUCUCAAAAAUGUUUUGUUGACCCUCCCUUUCCCUUUCACAUUAAAACGUCUUAGGUACUGUAGGAAAAAUAUCCUUUCCCAUUCCUACUGCCUACAUCAGGAUGUCAUGAAGUUGGCUUGCUCUGACAACAAGGUCAAUGUCAUCUAUGGCUUAUUUGUGGCUCUCACAGGCAUCUUAGACUUAACAUUUAUUUUCAUGUCCUACAUACUGAUACUGAAAGCAGUAUUGAGCAUAGCAUCACAGAAAAAAAGGUUCAAAGUCUUCAAUACAUGUGUUUCUCAUAUCUGUGCUGUACUCAUCUUCUAUGUUCCCAUUAUCUCCCUUGCUGUUAUCUACCGGUUUGCCAAACACAGUUCUGCAAUUAUUAGGAUUCUCAUGGCUGAUGUUUUUCUCCUGGUACCUCCAUUGAUGAACCCUAUUGUAUACUGUGUGAAGAGCCAGCAGAUCAGAAAUCUGGUUUUAGGGAAACUGCGUCAGAAACACAGUUGA